AUGAAGACCAACUCUCUUCUCCCUUUACUGGGUCUCUCCGGCGCUGCCGUUGGCGCCGCUGUGAGCCACAAGCAGUCUCCCUUCGGCUACACCUCGGGUUCCAAGGAGUCCAUUGCGAACAUGAAGGACAAGAUUGAGAAUGUUGUCUGGAUUUUGAUGGAGAACCGUGGUUUCGACAACAUUCUGGGCGGCGUUCACAAGAAAGAACUCGACAACGUCGUCAACAACGGCCCCUUCUGCAACCCGCUCUCCGUCUCAGACCCCAAGGGCCAAAAAAUGUGCAGUCAGUUCAAGGACUUUGACUCGGUCAUCCACGACCCCGACCACUCAGUGACUGGUGUCAACUUUGAACUCUACGGUACCUGGAAUCCCGACAAUGAGGCCAUUGCCAACGGCACUCUUAAGGCCAACUUGUCAGGCUUCGUCCAACGCCAGGUUGAGCGCUACAAGAUCGAUCCUAAGCUCGCCACCGAAGAGGUCAUGGGCUACUACUCCGAGGAUGAGAUCCCCACCAUGGUGGACUUGGUGAACGAGUUCACCACUUUCAACUACUGGCACUCUUGUGUCCCGGGCCCUACCAACCCGAACCGUCUCUGCGCUGUCGCUGGUACCCCUGACGGCCACGGCAAGAAUGACAAUGACUUCGACGUCUCCGCCAUCCCAAUCCCCAGCAUCUUUGAGGUGGCCUCCAGCAAGAACAUCUCCUGGAAGAACUACGAUGGCACCAACGGCGCUUUCCUUUCGGACGCCAUGUUCUUCGAAUGGACUGCCGCCCACGCCAAGUCCAACGUCGUGCCCCUCGAGCACUUCUUCCAGGAUGCUCUCCUGGGAACACUCCCCAAGCUCUCCUACAUCAAUCCUUCCUGCUGCGGCCUCGACACCAACUCCAUGCACCCUUCCGGCCAGAUUUCUACCGGCCAGGUUCUCCUGAAGCAAGUCUAUGAUGCUCUCCGCGCCAGCCCUCAGUGGGAGAAGACCAUGCUGCUGAUCACCUUCGACGAGACCGGUGGCUUCUUUGACCACGUUGCUCCCCCCUUGGCUGUUCGCCCUGAUGACAAGACCUACACCGAAACCGCCAAGGACGGCAGCGUGUACACUCUGAACUUUGACCGUCUCGGUGGCCGUAUGCCCACUUGGCUCGUCUCACCUUACUCUCCCAAGGGAUACGUUGAGAACAUGGGUGUUGACCCCGCCACUGGCAAGUCCUCUUCGUACUCUGCCACUUCCGUCCUCAAGACCCUGGGCUAUCUCUGGGAUCUGGAGGACUUGAGCCCUCGUGUCUCCCACUCUCCCACCUUUGAUCACUUGAUCGGUCCCAAGGUCCGCAAGUCGGCUCCUCAGACCCUGGCCGUUCCUCACCCCUUCCCUUAG
This is a messenger RNA of Penicillium oxalicum, 1371 nucleotides long. Its product is annotated as putative phosphatidylglycerol specific phospholipase C. The transcript has 2 exons. Bases 1 to 1371 code for a protein of 456 amino acids. Gene Ontology annotation, biological process: phospholipid catabolic process. The record is from RefSeq and is a predicted model, not a curated record. Gene Ontology annotation, molecular function: hydrolase activity, acting on ester bonds. NCBI's taxonomy places the organism in Eukaryota, Fungi, Ascomycota, Eurotiomycetes, Eurotiales, Aspergillaceae.